GUUCUGCCUAGAAAUCACAGAGUGUCCUUGUCACCCAUCAGCAACACAGCUGACUCUGGCCUGCCUGAGAUUUGGAUCGUGGUUUCUGGUGCUAAGACCGUGAAGUUAUGAAGAUGGAGAAGGAGAAGGCUGGAGUAGGGAAGCUGGACCCUGCUAACUAUAGGAGGAGAUGUCAGGAUCAGGAAGGCUGCCGUUCCAUCCACAUUGGGCUUUCAGUCCCCAGUUACACUCAAAGGAAAAGAGACCAGCAGGGACAUCUUUCAGGCCAGCAAAAGGUCUGGGGCCGGUGGCCGGACAAGCCCCAGCGGGAACUGACAGGCAUGGGGAACAGGGGAAGCAGCCAGGACGGCAGCGCGGAUCAUGUCAGCAGGACCCGGUCUCCAGCUGCUGAGCAGCUCCAGGACAUCCUGGGGGAGGAAGAUGAGGCUCCCAACCCCACCCUCUUCACAGAGAUGGACACUCUACAGCAUGAUGGAGACCAGAUGGAGUGGAAGGAGUCAGCCAGGUGGAUAAAGUUUGAAGAAAAGGUGGAGGAAGGAGGCGAACGCUGGAGUAAGCCCCAUGUGGCCACACUGUCCCUGCACAGCCUGUUCGAGCUCCGGACCUGCCUGCAGACAGGAACAGUGCUGCUUGAUUUGGACAGCGGCUCCUUACCACAGAUCAUAGAUGAUGUCAUUGAGAAGCAAAUUGAGGACGGCCUCCUGCGGCCAGAGCUCCGGGAAAGGGUCAGCUAUGUCCUCCUGAGGAAACACCGUCACCAGACCAAAAAGCCCAUCCACCGCUCCUUGGUUGACAUCGGAAAGUCGGUCUCCUCCACCAGCAAUCGCAGCCCCGCGCGGAGCCCUGCAGCGGUGCCCAGCCUGCACCACUCCACCGAGGACCUGAGGAUGCGGCAGGGCGCCAGUUAUGGCCGUCUGUGUCACGCCCAGAGCAGAAGCAUGAAUGAUAUUUCUCGCACUCCAAGCACUGACCAGCGGAAAAACAAAUUCAUGAAGAAGAUCCCCAAGGACUCAGAAGCCUCCAACGUGCUCGUGGGCGAGGUGGACUUCCUGGACCAGCCCUUCAUCGCCUUUGUGCGUCUGAUCCAGUCGGCCAUGCUGGGAGGAGUGACCGAGGUGCCCGUCCCCACCAGAUUUCUGUUCAUAUUGCUGGGACCUUCUGGGAGAGCAAAGUCCUACAAUGAAAUUGGCCGUGCAAUUGCAACCCUCAUGGUAGACGAUCUCUUCAGCUACGUGGCCUAUAAAGCCCGCAAUCGGGAAGAUCUGAUCGCAGGGAUUGACGAGUUCCUGGAUGAGGUAAUCGUCCUUCCCCCUGGAGAAUGGGACCCGAAUAUCCGAAUUGAGCCCCCCAAGAAGGUGCCGUCUGCGGACAAGAGGAAAUCUGUGUUCUCCCUGACUGAGCUAGGCCAGAUGAACGGCUCCGUGGUAGGAGGUGGUGGAGCGGCUGCAGGAGGUGGCGCUGGAGGUGGCGCUGGCGGCGGUGGUGGUGGGGUCAGCGGCGGAGGGAACAGCGGGAAUGACAAAGAGAUGCCAGCCAUGCAUGAAGUCGGAGAAGAGCUUAUCUGGACAGGAAGGUUCUUCGGUGGCCUGUGUCUGGAUGUCAAGAGGAAGCUGCCCUGGUUCCCAAGUGAUUUCUAUGAUGGCUUCCACAUUCAGUCCAUCUCUGCCAUCCUCUUCAUCUACCUCGGCUGCAUCACCAACGCGAUCACCUUUGGUGGGCUUCUGGGGGAUGCCACUGACAAUUACCAGGGAGUGAUGGAGAGCUUCCUGGGCACUGCCAUGGCUGGAUCCUUGUUCUGCCUCUUCUCGGGACAGCCUCUCAUCAUUCUCAGCAGCACAGGGCCCAUCCUCAUCUUCGAGAAGCUCCUCUUCGACUUUAGCAAAGGCAAUGGCCUGGACUACAUGGAGUUCCGCCUCUGGAUUGGCCUGCACUCAGCCAUGCAGUGCCUCAUCCUGGUGGCCACGGACGCCAGCUUUAUCAUCAAGUAUAUUACCCGCUUCACCGAGGAGGGCUUCUCCACCCUUAUCAGCUUCAUCUUCAUCUAUGAUGCCAUCAGGAAGAUGAUCGGCGCCUUCAAAUUCUACCCCAUCAACAUGGACUUCAAGCCCAACUCCAUCACCACCUACAGAUGCGAGUGUGUCGCUCCGGACACAGCAAAUACAACUGGGUUCAAUGCUUCAGCCCUGCUGCCACCAAACACCAACACUUCUCUGUACAACCCCCUUAACCUCACAGAGCUGGACUGGUCCCUGCUGAGCAAGAAGGAGUGUCUGAACUAUGGUGGGCGCCUACUGGGGAAUUCCUGCCAGUUCAUCCCAGAUCUGGCACUCAUGUCCUUCAUCCUUUUCUUCGGGACAUACUCCAUGACCUUGACCCUGAAAAAGUUCAAAUUCAGCCGCUAUUUCCCUACCAAGGUCCGGGCUCUGAUAGCUGACUUUUCCAUUGUCUUCUCCAUCCUGCUGUUCUGUGGAAUCGACGCCUGUUUCGGGCUGGAAACCCCCAAACUGCAUGUGCCCAGUGUCAUCAAGCCCACGCGGCCAGACCGAGGCUGGUUCGUGGCCCCCUUCGGGAAGAACCCAUGGUGGGUGUACCUGGCAAGCAUCCUGCCCGCCCUGCUGGUGACCAUCCUGAUCUUCAUGGACCAGCAGAUCACAGCCGUUAUCGUCAACCGGAAGGAGAACAAGCUGAAGAAGGCUGCUGGCUACCACCUGGACCUGUUCUGGGUGGGCAUCCUCCUGGCCCUGUGCUCCUGCAUGGGGCUCCCCUGGUACGUGGCCGCCACAGUCAUCUCCAUCGCCCACAUCGACAGCCUCAAGAUGGAAACGGAGACCAGCGCCCCUGGGGAGCAGCCCCAAUUCCUGGGGGUCAGGGAACAGAGAGUGACGGGCACCAUCGUCUUCGUCCUGACAGGGAUCUCCGUCUUCCUGGCUCCUGUCCUGAAGUACAUCCCCAUGCCCGUGCUCUACGGAGUCUUCCUCUACAUGGGCGUGGCCUCCCUGAAUGGCAUCCAGUUCUGGGAACGCUGCAAGCUCUUCCUGAUGCCAGCCAAGCACCAGCCGGACCACGCCUUCCUGCGGCACGUGCCCCUGCGCCGGAUUCACCUCUUCACCCUCGUGCAGAUGCUCUGCCUGGCGGUGCUCUGGAUCCUUAAGUCCACCAUGGCUGCCAUCAUCUUCCCUGUCAUGAUCCUGGGCCUCAUCAUUGUCCGAAGGCUGCUGGACCUUAUCUUCUCCCAGCACGAUCUGGCCUGGAUUGACAACAUCCUCCCAGAGAAGGAGAAAAAGGAGACGGAUAAGAAGAAAAAGAGAAGGAAAGGGGCCCAUGAGGACAAUGAAGAGGAGGAAAAAGAUCUUCCAGUUGGAGUUACUCAUUCUGAUUCUUCCUUCAGUGACUCAGACCUUGACCGAAGCAUCACCUUGCACUUCAAAAUUUCCUGUCCAGCUUCACCUGCUUUCAGCUACUCACAGAGCCCCGUGUUCAUGGUGCCACAGAUGAAGAUAGAAAUGGAGUCAGACGGUGACUUCCCAGACGUGGACAUAUAUGGAAGAGAAGGGGCCGGCGAGACCACCCUCUAGGACACAGUGUCCCCCAGAUGGAGCUCAGAGGUAGGGCAUGGUUUAGUCUUCUCUGUGAGGGUCUGGGCCACAGCCCUGCACUUGUCUGAGCUUGUUUCCUUAUUUACCGGACAGACUGAGUCAUUAUCCCACUUGAUAGAAAAGGAGAUGUCAAUGAAAAGUACCACUAAGGGGCAAAACUCUCAUCUUCCCUUUGUAGUUAUGAAAACAACUAAAGCUAAAUGUUAUACCUUAUUUUCAAAUACAGUCCAGCAUUGCAAUUAUAACAUUUCUUUUGAAAUGAAAAAAAUGCUUGACUCCCAAAGCUGUAGUUAAGAUAAAGGGGCAAUAGUCAAUUUUUAUUUAAGUGAUCAGUUGAGAAUUUUUUUAAAGGUUAGAUUUUAAAGUGUCUAGAUGAUCUUGAAAGAACUCUUAAAAUACUCGUACUUCAAUAGAGCAAGGUUGGAAACUGUUUUGCAAUUUUGCAUAUUAUGCAAUGCUUAAAGGUCCUAUCUUUUCUCUCCGUCUCAUUCUGUUUGCUAAGGGUUGUAUGAAAAGUUUAAACCACCUGCAUUUGGGUCUUGCUCUACCAGAAGUUUGACUGGGACUUUCCCAGAUUGAAAAGCUUGUUCCAAAAGUCUGUUAAUGAAAGAACCAACACAUUUGAGUAGAUAUGCUUUUAAAAUAAACUAGUUCUCGUUAGAGUAAAAUCGCAAACCAUGUUAAAACAACAAAAUGGUCCUUUAAUUACUGGUUUUUCAUGCCCAGAAUCAAAUUUCCUGAUGCAUUUGACUAGGUCCUUCUUGCAAGUUUUCAAUGGCCUCAUUCCCAAAGUCAAACUCCCAUUCACACGAACAGUGCACGUUAGGCAGAGAUGAUGUCAAAUUCUGGAAGAUUAUGACUUUGCAAUAUUAGGCUAUAGUACUUUAAAGGAAUGCUUUGACGCAAGUGGGGUAGAUUAAAACCCAUUACUCAUGAAGCAAACAGUUUCCUCAUGUAAACUGAUGAUGUCUUUAUCUUUGAUCCACGAUUAACAAAUGCAAACCAUGUUUAUUUAGCACCUAGUAUGUGCCUAAUAGCCACAAUGCAUCUGACGUUUACCUUCUCCAAAACUAUGGAUUUGAAUCUUGAGUAAAUCAUUUAGUAAGAGUUACUACAUUUACUCAAGAUGACAAAUGCAGGUGCUUUUUCUUUAUUCCUAUUUUUUAGAGUAGCACAAGUUAAAUGUCUCUCCAAUCCCCAGAGCCUAGAAGUGACUGGUCCAUAGAAAGCUCUCAAUCAACUGUUUUAAAUUAAAUCUCAGAGCUCCCUUCCAAGGGUUACUGCCAAGAGGUAAAGCUCUAAACCUCUAUCACUUCUGAUAGCAGAAUUACUUAGCUGCUCACUAAUCCAGAACCAUCACCUGAGUUUAAGUAUAAAUUCUCUAUCUUCAUCUGAAUCAAUACUGGGAGAGCUAACAGUCUACCCUUAGCAUUUCAGUUUUAAAACUUGGCUAAUUUUCAAUAGCACUUUGUUCAAAUUAAAUUGUAGAAAUGUUAUGGAUUCAGGAGUAAAUGUGCUUGAUUAAUCAAACAAGCUGGAAAACUACAAUGUUAAUUUUUGUUGUUAUAAAUUGAUCACUGUAAUUUUCACCUUAUAUGUCAUUUAUAUUUUGCAUACACAUAAACAUUUUAGUUUUGAUAGCUUUGACAUAUUACUUCUCCAUGCAGUAGGUUGGUACUUUUUUCCACUUGUAACUACAGCUCAAUAAA
This is a messenger RNA of Rhinolophus ferrumequinum (greater horseshoe bat), 5305 nucleotides long. RefSeq names its product solute carrier family 4 member 5 (gene SLC4A5). Lineage: Eukaryota; Metazoa; Chordata; Mammalia; Chiroptera; Rhinolophidae. The transcript is spliced from 26 exons. The coding region runs from base 108 to 3575 and encodes 1155 amino acids. Gene Ontology annotation, cellular component: plasma membrane. Gene Ontology annotation, molecular function: solute:inorganic anion antiporter activity; sodium:bicarbonate symporter activity; monoatomic anion transmembrane transporter activity. Gene Ontology annotation, biological process: renal system process; bicarbonate transport; regulation of intracellular pH. The record is from RefSeq and is a predicted model, not a curated record.